Messenger RNA from Anthonomus grandis grandis, 1323 nucleotides. Its product is annotated as TWiK family of potassium channels protein 12. Bases 185 to 1255 code for a protein of 356 amino acids. The record is from RefSeq and is a predicted model, not a curated record. Gene Ontology annotation, biological process: stabilization of membrane potential; potassium ion transmembrane transport. Gene Ontology annotation, cellular component: membrane. Gene Ontology annotation, molecular function: potassium ion leak channel activity. The transcript has 6 exons. Lineage: Eukaryota; Metazoa; Arthropoda; Insecta; Coleoptera; Curculionidae.
UAGUUAGGCGAACUUGACUCAGACAGGGCUCGUAUAAGGAUCUAAAAAUACACCAAAAGGUACUCUGGCCACUUCCUCGAUCCCAACCGACUAAAGCCGCCGCUAAAAAUAGAAAUUUCAUUUUUAAUUCCGCUGUUGAAACUCACAUAAACUAGUAUAAAUAUUGCCGAACAGUUUUAACAUUAUGCCUUUGGACAGAGAAAGAUCUUUCAGGAUGAGUGCCAGGUCGAAAGGACCAAUAAGGCACUACCACGUGCCGAAACAGAAAAAACACAAAGAAAAACUAAUCGAUUGUUGUCGAAAAAUGAUGACUUUCAUGUGCACUCAAGUGGGAGUCGGAGCUUUGGUUAUCGGAUACACCGUUAUCGGGGCCUUCGGUUUCAAAUAUAUCGAGCUGCAAGGCUCGAACAACACGGAAAUCCUGCAGGUGGCCCGAAUCAGAAACGCUACGGUGAAGGAGCUAUGGAAAGCUGUGGAAAAGAAUAAUAUUUUUGAGAGAAGAGAGUUUAAUUAUGACGUCGGUAAUGUUUUGUUUCAGCAUCAGCUUGAGGUGGUAAAAGUGUUUAAACAUGGUUAUGAUGAAAGACUGACCAAAGAAAUAUGGACUUUCCCGGCAGCUCUGAUGUUCUGCCUCAGCAUUAUCACCAUGGUGGGUUAUGGCAAUAUGGUACCUAAAACCAAAGAGGGGAAAAUUUUGACUAUGGUAUACGCUUUGUUCGGAAUACCUUUGUAUAUAUUAUACUUUAAGAACAUGGGGAAAAUAUUGGCGGGCAGUUUUAAAUGGAUUUAUAGGCGUUUGUAUGAGUGUUCCACUGAGCAAGACGAGGAGAGCCAAAGGAAGAAGAUUAUUGUGCCAAGCACUGCCUGUCUUUGGGUUAUUUUUGCAUAUAUUUUAACUGGAGCCAUAAUGUUUAGUGAAUGGGAAAAGUGGGACUUUUUAGACUCCACCUAUUUCUGUGUCACAUCACUUGGUAAAGUUGGUUUUGGUGAUUUGGUGCCUGGAGCCGAUGUCACCGCUUAUAAUGAUGGAAACCAAACUAAGUUAAUCAUUAAUUUCAUAUAUAUUUUAUUAGGUCUGGGUUUAGUAGCAAUGUGUUACAACUUAAUGCGAGAAGAAAUCAAGGAAAAACUGAGGGAAAUGAAUGAGGAUUUCACCCAAUGUUUGGAAGAUACCAAAAUUCGGUUUUUGAUUUGUUGUCAAAAAUGUCGAAAAAAACCGGAAGUGGAUGAAAUGUAUGAGGAGUAUUCAAUGUAGAGAAUUUUAUUUGUACAGUUUUUAGAUGUAUAUAUUUUCAUAAUAAAGAAAUUAAAAUAUUUACUAGA